AGUAUCACGAAGUAGGCGUUGCGUGCGACCAUGGACAACAUUCCUCGGUCAAUUAUAAACCACACCACCAACAGUUAGGUAUAAACGAGGUGUGAGCGCUGCUUGAGGAUAUUUGCCGAGCGGCGGAAGUAUUAUAAACUGUAUUGUUGGGAGUUGCUACAGUCCGGCUGCAGGAGGCUAGGCUGGCAGGCGUCCCGUGUCGUCGAUGUUACUCGUUACUCAACCGUCACCACUCUCUUUUCUCUCCGAUUACUCGAUGAUCAGUCGUGGAAGAGAAGAUGAAUGCGACAGCAAGGCAAACACGGGUGUGAACGACCGCACGGAUUCGUUGUCGUUGCAAGAGCCAAGGCUCGACUUGAGCUUCACGAAGAAGGCGAAGUCACGCCGUUCGUUCAAGCGGCUUCAGGGCCUCUUCGGUGGACUGUACGGCAACCAGACGAAAGGGAAGGGCAAACACGGAUCGGCCUCCGCACCUAACACUCCUGCAGAUCCGACACAGACUGUCGAUUUUGCUGCGAUGAUGUCCGCCGCGAAUGGUGUCUUCGACUCUGGCGUUUCUGCGUGUCUGGUGAGUCCUCUUAGCUCUCCGUGCUUGUCGAGACGGAAUCUGACGGCCGGCGGGCAGACGAACACGAAGAAGGCGUUGGGUCUGAAGAAGAAAGCGCGCAGUACGAAAUCGGUGACUUCCUUAUGGUCUCCAUCACCUCAGGGUAUUAACAACUGGUGCUCUCUGAGUGGUCGAACUGUGGAACUGAGUGAUGUUGAGUUACGAGAUCUCUGUGAAGCAGAGAGAGUUGCUCUGCAGAGGGUUGCACUCGAACAGUUGAACACACUGUCUCUUGGUUGUCAUAUUCAACUACCAAAAGAUGGAUCAAGAAGAGGACUUCUCAAGAGAGGGAUAAAUCUUCGUAGAAGUUUUGGUCUUAGCUCUGAAAGAGAUAAGAAGAACAAAGAUGUCCUUCUAGGAGCCGUUUUUGGCCAGCAUUUAUCGAAGGUGCUGAGUCACGAUCGUUCUAUCGUUGAUCGAAGGGCGAAAGCUAAUGCUGCUUCGGCAGUUCAUCUCUCUAAUCAAUAUCUAGUACUGUAUGCCAAUGAAGGUGGCUUGAAGAAUGGAAUGAAGCAGUCUACAUCAUUAUCGGCCGUUACGACACAAUCCGGUGUUGGUGGAACUUUUCUAUCUAGUCCUUCACCGCCACUCGAGUAUUCACUUGAUGAUCAACGGUUCGGAGGCAGUGAUGUAACUAGGAAUGGAGAUGUCUUUUGUAUGCGAGACAAUGCCGAGGACAACAAUUCACUUUAUAGUAAGUAUUUUGGACAAGACAGAGCAAGUGAGCAAAGUCGUUCUACGUUACACAAGAAAGAAUUCCAGUGUAAAGAUGUCAAUUUGGCACUAGACUUGGAAUCUACAACUCUUCAUUUGAAUACGUUUCAUUCUGCUAUGGCUGCGAUAGCACAAGCAGAGUUGGUAGCUGGCAAUCUUGCAUCCACUGUAGAUAAUUCUUCAUCUCUAAAACCUCAGGCAAGGAAAAACUCAAUACCAGAUGUCGGUCUUUACCCUGGUGUGGACGAUCCUGAUACAUUUUCUGCUCACGAUGAUAAGCGUUCACUCUACUCUCCAUUACCAGCACAGAUACCAUUAAUUAUAUCAAGAUCUCUAAAGUUUCUUGAAGAGCACGGUUUGCACACGACCGGGCUGUUUCGUGUUCCUGGCUCUCGCAAACGAAUACGCCAGAUGAGAGACGAGUUUGACUGUGGCAAUGACGUGUAUUUUUCUGAUGAUUUGAAUCCAACCGACAUCGGAGGUCUGUUAAAAGGCUUUCUACGUGAUCUACCAGAGGCUCUACUCACAAAAGAGCUCUAUGCACCUUUCAUUGCCACCAGGCGACUCGAAGAUCCAAGGAUAAGGGCAAUGGCACUGAAUUUGCUGUGUGCACUCCUACCACCUGCUAACCGAGACACAUUGUCAGAAUUGCUGCAGUUCUUGCAGCUUGUAUCAUGCCACGCUCAUUGUCUCUGUGGCACUGGCAGCGCUGACAGUUCGCUCGAAGAAAAUGGUGGAAACAAGAUGGACAAAAGAAAUUUAGCAACUAUGGUCGGUCCAAAUAUCUUGCACAAGGUGAAGGGAUCUAAAGAAUAUCAGGUGUUGUCUCAAGAUCAAGUAGAUGACCAGGAUGAAGUGAUUUCAGUUGUAGAGGAGAUGAUCGAGAGGAGCAAGGAAUUGACGACAGUGUCGGCAUCACUCCACGACAUGGUAUUCAGGAAACUCGUCGAAACCGAGCCUGACGCUGUCGAUUACCUGUUGAAACAAAAAUGUCAAACUUUUGAAGAAAGAACCAGUGCCGAUCCGUCGAUGUGUGACAAGAGACCUUGUUCCAGGACUCAGAGUGAUCAGUCGGCAUUUUCUAGUGAUCAGUCUGCCUUUCACCUGUGUAAUGAACCAUACCUUUCGCAAAACUCGUCAAUCGUGCUCUGCAAUCCUGCAGCACGAAACAGUUUUGGGAGUUUACCGCGAUGUGGCUCUGAGGCUCGUGAUUUGGACAGUUUGUCGUCGGGCUACUUCAGUCCAUUGGAACCGGCGAGUCCGCCGUCUACGUCGAGUGCUCUCGAGUGUGGUUCCACUGCAUGUAAUGUAUUUGUAGAUGGUGGACAUCUUCAGUGGAAUCAUAGACGACAGUUAUGCCAUUCUGUAUCGAGCCCUUCCUUGGAAGCUUUGCGGAUAGCAUCACCGUCACCGAGUCUCACCGGCUCUGAUAUUGCGAGCAUCUCAAACAAAAGCAGUCCUCGUCGUAGUGUUGGACAGUUGGUAUCUCCACAGGAAUCGGCGCUGAGUUCUUCACCCAUUCGCACGGUUGUUACUCCAGCCACACCCGACAUGCCCCGCCGACCGAGCAAAUCGGUAAGCUCGCUAUCGAGUCUGGUACGAAUGAAAGGAAGUCUGGACUUGAGAGACUCAAAUGAAGAACUUGCAGCAACAAAUAUGAAUUCAACAAAUACGUCGUUUGAGGUACAGAGCGGAGAUAAACUUGUUGAGACUGAACAAAAGAUCGGUUCAUGGGACAAUGGAACUCAAAAUGAGUCGCCGAACAGCGUUGCUAGUGAGCAUGAUCCACAGCAGCUUCAAGAACGAGAUCAUAAUCAAGUAUCUAUUCAUCAUUAUCCCUGGCAGAGGAAGCACUCCGACUGGGCUGAGGAGAUUGAUUUGUUUCAGCAGGAAACUCUGGUUUAGGAUCAGACCAUCUCACAAUUAGCCCACACUGCAGACACUAACCAUACACGUUUAGAUGAGCACAUACAGGAAAACACAUUGUAACUUAUACAUAUUGUAUUUAUUUUUGUACACUUUCAUGUAGCGAACUUGUACAAACGUGAGACAGGUUUGAAGAUGAGCUGAAUCUUUAUUAUUAGCAAUGAGA
Molecule: messenger RNA, 3413 nt
Organism: Corticium candelabrum
Lineage: Eukaryota; Metazoa; Porifera; Homoscleromorpha; Homosclerophorida; Plakinidae
Product: rho GTPase-activating protein 6-like
Exons: 9
Coding region: 206-3226 (1006 amino acids)
Biological process (GO): signal transduction
Source: RefSeq, a predicted model, not a curated record